UAACCUAACCUAAUUUAACCCAUAUUGAACCCAUAAAUCAUAAAGUCAACCAUAUUGUAUUCGCAGCACGAACUAAGAAUACCUAGCAGCUUAGGUUGUGUUUUAAAGCAUGGUUUAGUGAUAACGAUUUCCCUCCAUCGGCCGAAGUCCGAACUUAACACGUUUAGUUUUGUUCGGCUGUCAGCGUAAUGCGUUGAGCGUCAAAAAGAGAUUACAGGCGUUGUAUGUAUUAUAAGUGUUGUUUACCGUUGUUGUUUCCGUAAUUGAUCGUUAACUACUUGGAAAAAUAACAUGCCGGCACUUAGCAUGGUAUCCAAAAACAAAGGCUUCGGUUUUUCGGCUGCCGAUAUUGUAGUUCGCUGUUAAAUUUCAUAUAUUAUGUAUUCAUUUUACAUUUACUGACUAUUAAUAUUGUUUUUGUUGAUGAUUUAAAAUCAUAUUAUAACAUAUGAACGUUUGCGGGUUAUUAUUGUAUCGAAAGGUUAAAUGAUACCGAUUGCUUUCAUUUUUUGAAUUUCAAAUCAAGUUAUCCGUGAACGAUUUCCUAAAUCGUCAUGAAUCGUACUAAGUUUCCGUGUUGCACCAGAUGCAAAAUGAACUAUUACGUUGGAGAAAUUAAUGGACCGAAAAUUCCUUUACUACUAAAAUGUGGCCAUGACAUGUGUCGCAAUUGUGUCAAAUUUUUAUCAAAAAGAAGUCCAGUAAUUACGUGCUGUAUUUGUGAGCAAGCACACAACUACAAUCUUGGAAAUUUGCCUGUGCACUAUUAUAAAAUCGGCCAAGUAUUUUGGUUAUCAUCUAAUAAACAAAUGGCCAUACACCGCAGUAUUUCUAAUUUGAAAAUGACUAAUUAUUGUCCCAGCAAAUCAUUGGAUUCCAAUUACAAAUUAUGUAAGAGUUGUCAUAAGUCUGCAAACUGCUUUUGUCGUCAGUGUGAUGAGGCGUUUUGCAAUUUGUGUUUCGACGAGAUUCACAUGGAAAGUAUGGCCACGUCUCAACAUAUACCGGAAACGUUAAAUAAAAUCAACAUACAACUUCCUCCAGAACCAAGGUGUGAACAACACAUGAAAAAUAUCGAGUUUGUUUGUAUUACUUGUCAAUUGGAAGUUUGCUCGGUGUGUGCGCUUGACAGCCAUAGACCGCACGACAUCAUUCAACUUGAAACUUAUAAUUCGUCUAAAGUGGAAAAUUUAAAUGAUUAUAUGUCAAAGGGAGAAUUAUUGCUCCGAAAACUCAUAAAUUGCCGUGAUAACUUCAACGUGGAAGUACAGGCGUUCCAGAAUAGCCGUACAAAAAAGAAAUACACUUCGGUUGACGAAAUCAAACACACCGUAUCGACUUACAUGUCUGUGGUGAUUGGCGCUUUACAGAAUAAAGAACAGUCACUUUUGGAUUUGUUGGACAAAUCUGAACAUGCCGACAUAAACUCGAUGAAUAAAAUCCUAAACCAACUCAACGGUUUAAUCGAUGAAUUGCAAAAAAAUUUGAUGUUAUUCGACCAGUCAAUAAAGCAGAAAAAUUUGUCGUCCUUUGUAUUGAAAAAUGCCAUCUUCGACAUUAAGAACAUGUUGGACACCAGUUAUUCGAUCGCAAAAAAAAACAAAGUCCAGCCUUCGAUUCAAAUGGAAGACAGUCUUUUCGAUUCAAUUCAAAAUUGUUUCACUAUCAACUUCGAUACGUCUGAUACUUACAUUUUCGGAUAUUCAACAGAGUUUCCGCCAGACUAUAAGAUAAAAACAACAAUCUGCAUAAGUGAUGACGAAUUAUCAAAGAGGCCGGUGUCGGUGUCGAGUGUUUCCACCGUUUCAGAUAGCGUUACCUCAGGGUCUUCCGACGUCAUUGCCCGUGAUCCAUUGCCUACUACCGUUACGCAUGAUUCGAUUGCCAUUAAAAUGAUUUCCAAGAAUGUCGUCGAGCCCGUAAUUGUGACUGCCGUCAACGCUCCGUCAGACUUUUAUCUUCAACUCCUGGCCAACAACGAUAUACUAUCAAUGAUCAAAGAAGAGCUGGCCAAGUACGCAAUCACAAAGCACAGAAAUGUAGAAAACAUCGAGAAGAAUUGUGUAGUGUAUUCCGUGUUGACUUCCCACAAAAAUUGGUGUCGUUGCAACGUAAUGAACAGCUAUGAAGAAGACGGACAAAUGUUGUACACAGUUCAUAGCAUCGAUUAUGGGUUCACGGAAACCGUUAAACAUGACAAAAUUCGAAAUGUUCCGUUCAAGGUAAAAUCGAUACCUCCGUUGGCUAUCCACUGUGCUCUCUAUGACUUGAAACCUAAUGUACAACUUGGAUGGUGCAACGAAGCAUACAAACUUUUUUGUGAACUGAUGUUUAACAAGUCUGGAACGUUUUACGUGUAUCCAAUGGAAACUCUGGGUGAAGUCAUAGAAGUAGACGUCGUUUGGAGAGAUAUGUAUCCAUUGUCCAUACGAGACGCGCUAUUCUUUUUGGGCUAUGGAUCAUUCAACUUCUAUGUAAACGAAGCUCUACACGACAAGCUAGUGAAUUUGAUCACAUUGCCGAAUGUCGUACUUAUGGAAAAAAAUGAAUCCCUCCCCAUUACAAUAACUCAUUUUGUGUCGCCGAGUGAAUUUUAUCUACGCGUUGCCGACAGUAGUACUGCUCUGCUGGACAACGUAAUGCAACGGCUACAGGACAUUUAUAAGCCCACAGAGGACGCAAUGCAUAAAAGCUAUUUACUGUACACUCCACAAAUCGGUAUGGCGGUGGCGGCUAAAUUCUCUAUCGACAAUACAUGGUACAGAGCCAAAAUUAUAGAAAUACCCGAAUCUCGUAUGGUAACCGUAUUUUAUGUUGACUUUGGUAAUAGCGAAACCCUGCCGUGGGACCAAUUGAGGGUACUUGACUCGAGUCUUAUAAAAAUAUCGCCGCAGGCACUAAAAGCUAAGUUGGCGGGACUCAUUCCGGCCCAUAAUGGUCUAGAAUGUAGUGAAUGGUCUCUAAAAGCGAACGCGGCCGUGAUGGAAAUGACGACUAUCAAUUGCUACGUAGCAGAAUUUUUGGAGGUCUUGGUGAAUGAUGUGGACGACAAUGGCGUGCACAGCGUUACAUUGUUUAAUCGUACAACGAGAGGAGAGUAUUCAAUCAACAGAAAACUUGUAUCGAUGGGUCACGCAUUGCCGAUGAAAUCUAGCUCUUAUGUAUACAACAACAAUGCCGUUACCAACAGGAGGAAACCCCUUCCGGAUGCUUCACUGCUGGUAAACUGUAGAAAUAGAUCGUAUUCGUUUGAUAGUGAAGACUCGUUGAAGUUUGAUGGAAACCAAGCCCAACCCCCAACCGACAAAGAAUAUAAACAUGACACUUCUAAUCAAAAUAAAAGCGAUGCGCCUGGUGUGGAAAUGUCAAUCGUCCGAGUUAUUAGUCCAAAGGAAAUAAUUUUGAAGACGAUCAAUUACAACCCCGCCAAAUUAACGGAACGAAUGAACAAGGAAUAUACGAAAAAAAAUUCUAAGAAAUUGCAAAAAGACCACUGGAAAGAAAAUGAUAAAUGCGCUGUAUUUAUUAAUAGGUUUGGAAAUUGGUAUAGGGGACAAGUCACCAAGAUAGACCAUGUAACUAAAAUAGUAUCUGUUUACUUUUACGAUUUAGACGAAACGAUUGAAUACAAGUCGACUAAAAAUUUGUACGUGCUCGAAGAUAAUAUUUGUAAAGAAAAAUGUGGUAUUAUUCACUGCUCGAUGUACAAACUAUUGCCACUCGGCACAUCAAAUGGCGAGUGGCCGAUGUAUACUUGCGAUCGUCUAUCAGGAGAAUUGAAUAAAUACUCUUCAGUUUAUAUAAACAAAAAAGGUCGAGAAGGCGAUAUAGUUUGGGUAGAGAUUUGGGUUAAAGACUUGAAUAAACCGAAAGCUUUGGAACCAUUGCGCACUUGUUGGAUUAAUAUCAAUAAGUUUAUGUUAAAGGAGGGUUUGGCCAUGUUGGAUAAAAAAAAUAACGAGGUGAGUGUUGUAAAAAAGAAAGCCAAAAAGUUAAAGCGCAAAAAACAAAUUACAGAUUAACUAUGCUAGUUUUUAGUUUGGUUAUGUUUACUGGCUAAAAUGAGUAUUUUUGUUAUUAUCUAUUAAUCUAAGAUAUCUUUUUUUGAAAAUUUCUUGUUACAAACAUUUGUAUUGUAGUUUAUUAAAA
This is a messenger RNA of Adelges cooleyi (spruce gall adelgid), 4149 nucleotides long. It is a transcript of the gene qin, whose product is annotated as RING finger protein 17. The record is from RefSeq and is a predicted model, not a curated record. NCBI's taxonomy places the organism in Eukaryota, Metazoa, Arthropoda, Insecta, Hemiptera, Adelgidae. Bases 555 to 4022 code for a protein of 1155 amino acids. The transcript has 20 exons. Gene Ontology annotation, molecular function: zinc ion binding.